AUGGAGCAGAAGGAGGAGAAGCCCUCUGAAGAUGGGACCACUGUCUCCCCAACCCCAGAGGCCCCUGGGACGCAGGGAAGCGGAGCCUCUGCAGGAGAGGCCAAAGGCACCACCGAGGCGAGCGGAAAAGAGGGGCCCCUGGACGGAGCGGGAAAGCAGGAAAGAGCACCAGCCGAGGACGGCGCCCCAGCUGGAGUUCAGGGAGAAGCCAAUGGGUUGGAUGAGGUCAAGGUGGGAUCCAAAGCAGAGGCUGAACUUCACAAGGGAGACGGCAGGAAGGAAGAGACCACAGUGGCUCCUCAGAUGACCGAUGGGAAGGAAAAGACCCAGGCCGACCCCAGGGAGGCUGAGGAAGCGCAGGGGACCAUGCCGGCCUCUGAGAAGCAGCAAGCUGAUGAGAAGGACGCCAAGCCUCCUUCCAGGGAGGAAGCCGGUGGGAACGAUGAGACCAAGGCUGAGCUCAAACGGGCUGCUGGGGAGCAGAAGGCCAAGACUGAAGCCAAGGAGGCUGAUGGGAAGGAGGAGGCCACGACAGCCUCUCAGGAGAAGAGCAGCAAGACAGAGGAGCCCACAGCUGAAGCCCAGAAGAAAGCCAGUGCCCCAGAAGCCCUCGCAGACUCUCAGAAGAAGGCUGCUGUGGAAGGGGAGACCGACGCUGAGCCUCAGGAAGCUGACGUGAAGAAGGAGGCGGUGAGUGUGGUGAAGGAGAGGAGGGAGGAGGCCCCCACCGAGCCAGGCAGUCCCAAGGAAGAGCAGGACGGGGGUGCGCAGAUAGAGUCGGAGGAAGGAGCAGGGGUGAUUCCCAGCUCCCCUGAGGAAUGGCUUGAGAGCCCCACAGAAGAGGGCAGUGGCCUCAGCCCAGAUGGGCUGGGUCCAGACUCGGCAGCUUCUGGAGAGACCAGCCCUUCAGCCAGUGAGUCUUCACCCAGCGAUGUGCCCCAGAGUCCCACAGAGCCCCCUCCCUCCCAGGAGAAGAAGAGAGAGAAGGCACCAGAGCGCAGGGUGUCAGCCCCUGCCCGGCCGCGUGGGCCCAGAGCACAGAACCGCAAAGCCAUCGUGGACAAGUUUGGCGGGGCUGCGACGGGCCCCACUGCCCUGUUCCGAAACACGAAGGCCGCAGGGGCAGCCAUUGGUGGGGUCAAGAACAUGCUCCUGGAGUGGUGCCGGGCCAUGACAAGAAACUAUGAGCACGUGGACAUCCAGAACUUCUCCUCGAGCUGGAGCAGUGGCAUGGCCUUCUGCGCCCUCAUCCACAAGUUCUUCCCCGACGCCUUCGACUACGCAGCGCUGGAGCCCACGCAGCGCCGGCACAACUUCACCUUGGCCUUCGACACAGCAGAGAAACUGGCCGACUGCGCCCAGCUGCUGGAGGUGGACGAUAUGGUGCGGCUGGCGGUGCCUGACUCCAAGUGUGUCUACACCUACAUCCAGGAGCUGUACCGCAGCCUUGUGCAGAAGGGGCUGGUGAAGACCAAGAAGAAGUGA
Messenger RNA from Neogale vison (American mink), 1485 nucleotides. RefSeq names its product smoothelin like 1 (gene SMTNL1). Gene Ontology annotation, cellular component: filamentous actin; microtubule organizing center. The transcript has 7 exons. Gene Ontology annotation, biological process: actin cytoskeleton organization. The coding region runs from base 1 to 1485 and encodes 494 amino acids. Lineage: Eukaryota; Metazoa; Chordata; Mammalia; Carnivora; Mustelidae. The record is from RefSeq and is a predicted model, not a curated record. Gene Ontology annotation, molecular function: protein binding.